GUGGGAUUAUAUACCAGACAUCUACAGGUAAAGGUUUAUUACCUGUCAUGUGCGCGAGCGUUUGCAAAGUGAAGUUUGUUUAUAGUGAACAGAGAUGAAUCUCCCUAUGGAUUCUAAAUCUACUGAAGGUCUCACAUCCAGCGGAAACUCGAGCGUAGACAAGUAUGGAUUUCAGUAUGCUGAGGAUUUUAACUAUGAAGCCUAUGAGGAAAUGAUGUCUGAGUAUUUCCCAGUGCUUGCAAGAAGAUCAGAAAAGUGGUCAAGGCUUUUAAAAGAGAACACUAAAGUGGAUAAGAAUCUGAAAGUUAAGAGGUAUGUGAGGAAAGGUGUCCCCAGUGAACACCGUACUCUGAUCUGGAUGGCUGCCAGUGGAGCUCAGCAGCAAUUGCAGAUGAACUGUGGUCAUUACAACUCUCUCCUGAAGGCUCACCAUGACCCCAAGCUAGAAGAGGCAAUACGCACUGACUUACAUCGAACUUUCCCAGACAACAUUCAGUUCCACGAAUCCUCCCAGCAUUGUUUACUGAAUGCUCUGUACAAUGUUCUUUUGGCAUACGGACACCACAACAAGGAUGUUGGAUACUGUCAGGGAAUGAACUUUAUCGCAGGAUACCUCCUUAUCAUAACAACAGAUGAAGAAAAGUCCUUCUGGUUAAUGGAUGCUUUGCUGGGAAGAAUCUUACCAGAUUACUAUACACCGGCCAUGCUGGGUCUAAAGACAGACCAGGAGGUUCUUGGAGAGCUUGUGAAGACUAAGAUGCCUGCAGUGUGGCAAGUCAUGGCUCGCCACAAUGUGACGUGGGGCCUGGUGGUCUCAAAGUGGUUUAUUUGCCUUUACAUUGAUGUCCUUCCCAUGGAGACAGUGCUCAGAAUAUGGGAUUCCCUGUUCUACGAAGGCUCUAAGAUCCUAUUCCGUGUGGCCCUCACACUGAUUAGUCAUAAUCAGAAACUAAUCCUGAAGGCGCAAAAUGUUUUAGACAUCUGUCAUGGUUUCAAACAGAUGACACACGGGGAAUUUGUGGAGAACUGUCAUGCAUUUAUGCAGAAUAUCUUUACGGAGCCUGGGAGUCUGUCCAUGGCAACAGUCACUAAACUCAGAGAAAUAUGUCGAGAGCGCAUGCAAGCACAGGAUUCUGCAUGAUAGAGGCAAUCACAGUAUUCUCUAUUCAUAGUAACAAUGUGAAUGUAGAUAGAACAUUGGACAGAAUUCAACAUGAGAAUUCUCACAGGUCAUUAAACUUUUUUCCUUCUUCUUCUUUUUAAAAUGAUAUGUUUGGUUUAAAAGGUUAUGUGAGAAUGAGAAUGAACAUUGAACUUUGUGCAAUGAACAAUUAUUACCACUGUGAUUUUAUACCUUUAUAUCCCAGUGGCUUAUGUAGGUAUCCCUAUUAUAUACAGUAAGUAUUGACUUGCUUAGGAUUAUAUGUCCUGAAUUAUAUGAUAGCAUACUGAAGAGGAAUAUAUAGUUUGCAAAUUAUUUACAAAUACAAAUUUGUAUGUAUACAAUAUAUAUGUUUACUAUUUUUAUUUGUGAUUGUCUAAACACUCACACAUCUGAAGCCUUAUUGUUGUGAAACCCCCGAGUUUUGUUUCUGGUGAAACGUCACACUAUUAGUUGAAAAAUGCCUGCCUACACACGAUAAAAAGGUCACAUCCUCACAAUAUAAAUAAACCUGUUCCUGGAUGCCCCCCGAAUCUGUCAGAGAGCAAAUCAAAACAAACAGCAUCAAGACUAACCUGCUAUCAAAAAAUGACUAUGGUCUAGAAAAUAAAAUAUAUAUAGUUAGAAAAAUAUUCCAAAGAUUGACCACACUACAGAGCACAAAUCACAGCAAACGUAAGUGAUCGAGGGAGGGCAUUAGUCAGAAAAGUCUUAACAGUCAUCAUGAUGCUACCACCAGCACCACCACAGCUCCAUAUGUGAAUACUGUUCUCAGCAUAAUGAGCAGUGUUCUUUUUCCACUAAAUGUUUCAUUUGUGCUCAAUGCAAUUGAUUUUAGGUCAAGAGAACAUUAUUCCUUUUUUUUUUUUAGUCUCCAGCAGAGUUUCUUGAAAAAUGUCACCUCACAACCCAGCUUUGUGGAAGGUCCUGUGUACUAUUUCCAUUCUAUUCUUACAGUUUUUAAUAAUGGAUUUAUUAUGAAGGAUGUUCAGCUUUUGGGACUUUCACAGAAACAUGGGUGAAUACUUAUGCAAACACAACUUACAUUUUCAAUUUGUAAAUACCUAUAUUGAGUCCUGCUUAAAUAUUGAGUUUUUUUGUUUGGAUUAUUGACCAUUAAGUUCAUUUCAGUGUACACACUGUAUAGGAUAAAGAAAUGUAAUUACACCAACCAUGUUUUUUCCCUUUUAUUUGUCAUUGCAUUAUAAAUGUACAUAUUUGCUACUGUUAUACAACACCUGAUACAUAUGGAUUGCAACAAAUCCUCCUCAUUCAAAACAUAUUAUUCCAAAGUAUUUCACACUAAGGCCAAGUUGCACAUAGAAACACCAGAAACACAUCAACAGGAGCAGACAACAUAUUCAUAUGAUCAGUGCACUGUAUGUAAGAGUUCAUUAUAUCGACACUCGCUCGUUCACUCACUCGCUCUCAAGCAUUAAAUGCAGCAUAGACUCCCAUGAAGAAUAAUGUUCACACAGAUCAUAUCAAAAAGUCACAUUCACCGUAGGAAACAUGUUUUCAUACUGUGAGUGGGACUUGGUGCAAUAUUAAUAUAUAAUAAAUGCUCAUUUAUCAGUUGAGUGGCCACUGAUUUCUUGCAUUCCAAAGCAUGCUGUAUGAGGGAAGCAGUCUUGAUGUUUAACACUAAAUGGUUUAGUUUGCUAAUCACAUUAGCUAUGUGUUGUGAUCAUUAGAAACUUGUUGCAGAUGAACUUUUUUCUUGUAAGUUUUAUAAAUAAUGAGUUUGG
Messenger RNA from Tachysurus fulvidraco (yellow catfish), 2910 nucleotides. It is a transcript of the gene grtp1b, whose product is annotated as growth hormone regulated TBC protein 1b. The transcript has 8 exons. NCBI's taxonomy places the organism in Eukaryota, Metazoa, Chordata, Actinopteri, Siluriformes, Bagridae. The coding region runs from base 95 to 1141 and encodes 348 amino acids. The record is from RefSeq and is a predicted model, not a curated record.